AUGAUAUUCGGUGGUGGAAAAAAAGACAGAGACGGGCUUAAGAUGGUAAUUAUGGGCCCGCCUGGUGCUGGCAAAGGUACACAAUCACCAAAAAUCAAAGAAAAAUAUUGCAUCUGUCAUUUAGCGACCGGAGACAUGUUGCGUUCGCAGGUAGCCGCGCAAACACCGUUAGGAGUUGAAGCCAAGAAAAUUAUGGAAUCCGGUGGAUUAGUCUCUGAUGAAAUAAUGGUCGGAAUGAUAGAAGAUGAACUAAAGAAUAAUCCUAAAUGUAAAAAAGGAUUUAUUUUAGAUGGAUUUCCACGUACAGUUCCACAGGCGGAAAAACUUGAUGCGAUGUUAGAAAAAGAUAACAAGAAACUGGAUCAUGCUGUCGAAUUGGUCAUUGACGAUAAUCUUCUCGUUUCACGCAUCACUGGCCGUUUAAUUCAUCCUGCUAGUGUUCCUAAUACUGACGAUGUAACGGGAGAACCGCUUAUCCAACGUGCAGAUGACAAUGCGGAAACUUUAAAGAAACGAUUAGCCACGUAUCAUCAACAAACUACACCGGUUGUAAACUAUUAUAAGCAAAAGGGGAUAUGGUCCUCGGUUGAUGCUGCUCAAUCACCAGCGGUUGUUUGGUCGAGUUUAUUGGCAAUUUUCGAUGAUGGUUCAAAGAAAAAACAGUGGCAAUGA
Molecule: messenger RNA, 672 nt
Organism: Ambispora leptoticha
Lineage: Eukaryota; Fungi; Glomeromycota; Glomeromycetes; Archaeosporales; Ambisporaceae
Source: the annotation of a GenBank genome assembly